Juglans microcarpa x Juglans regia is the source of this 2511-nucleotide messenger RNA. RefSeq names its product phosphoglycerate kinase-like. NCBI's taxonomy places the organism in Eukaryota, Viridiplantae, Streptophyta, Magnoliopsida, Fagales, Juglandaceae. Gene Ontology annotation, biological process: glycolytic process; gluconeogenesis; tRNA modification. Gene Ontology annotation, cellular component: cytosol. The transcript is spliced from 16 exons. The record is from RefSeq and is a predicted model, not a curated record. The coding region runs from base 191 to 2215 and encodes 674 amino acids. Gene Ontology annotation, molecular function: phosphoglycerate kinase activity; ADP binding; ATP binding.
CUCUGUUAAGAAGAAUAAAAGUUUUUUGUUUCGUUUCCUGGAACGAGAAUCUGCCAUUUUCUCUAACUUUCUCUCCCUUUCUCUCCAUUUUGUAAUAACCUUCUUCUUCUCUGCUCUCCGCAGUAAGCUUAAUCUCUCUUUUGGUUCCUACCCAUCUCGCUCCAAUUUCGCAGAUAGAGGCAAUAGGGUGAUGAGUCAGCUUCUGAAUCUAGUCCAAGCAACUUUCUUCUUAAAUAAACUUCGUUUCUACGAUGGACCCAAGUUUCUUCAGCAAAAGUCCUGUUUAUACUUGGGAAAGUAUGCUCAACUUCAGAAAUAUCAGGAUCUUCAGUUGUCUUUGCAAGGGGAGGUAGUUGUUCAUGUUGAGUGCUUAUUCAAAUGUAAGGCCUAUCUUUGCAGUGGAGGAGAAUUGGAUGCCUUCCCACACAUACAAACUCUAAGAAAAUUUCCCAAGGAGGAGCUUGAUGCAAAAGCUGUCUUGGUCCGAUUUGAUUCUGCCAUAUUGCUCAGGGAGGAACAGGAACAGCAGAGUCAAUUAGUCUCCAAUGCGCUUUUCACCAUUAAGUAUUUAUAUGAAUCUGGGGCCAAAGUAGUUCUAGCGAGUGACUGGUGUACAAAAAUCAACCCAAAACUUAUUCAUGCAGAGUCUGUUGCAGAUUUCUUGUCAUCAAUCCUUAAAUGCAGAGUUGUUCCAGUGUGCUCCAUUUCUUGUCGCACUCCAUCAAAGAGGGAAGGCCUUGAGAAAGCAGAUAUCCUUCUUCUUGAGAAUCUUUCUGAGUUUAAAGAGGAAGUUGCCAAUUGUUCAAAGUUUGCUCAAUUGUUAUCAUGGGGAAUUGAUAUUUUUGUUAAUGACUCAUUUUCCCUGUCACAUAAAAUCCUUGCAUCAACUGUUGGUGUUGCUCGCUUCUGUCAUUCCUGUGUAGCUGGUUUUCACUUUGAGGAGAGCCUUUGUCAACUGAAGAAGGUUGCCGAAACCAGCGGAAAUCCUUAUGUUGCAGUUAUUGGAGGUGGUAAUCUCUAUCAAAAAGCUGCUGCCUUGCAUUUCUUGGCUUCUAGAUGUGAUGGUUUGGUCUUUAUUGGAAAGAUGUCAUUUCAAAUAAUGCAUGCACUGGGUCUAUCUGUACCCUUGGAUUUUGUGGAAUAUGGGGCACUAAAUGAAGUUUUAGAUAUAGCCCAGAUAGCAUACAAUAGAAAUACACAAAUUCUCUAUCCAAAAGACUUUUGGUGCAAGAAUGAUUGUUUUCCUGGGAAAUUGGAGUUAUUUCCUUCUGAUGGAAUUUUGGAUGGUUGGGUACCUGUUGAUCUUGGGCCAGUGUCAUUGGAUGAAAUAAACUCCUUGCUUACAAAAUGCAAGAAAGUUCUAUGGAUUGGUCCCUUGAAAUUCAGUGACUCAAAUCAACACACAAAUGGGUCAUCUCCAUUGACUCAAAUGCUUGAUAUUCUAUGUCGAAGAAAAUGUGAUUUAACUGUUGUGGGGAGCAUGGCUGAGAUGAAGAAAUCCUCUUCUGACUCAGAUUUUAAUAUGCUUGUGAAUGCUUCGGUUGUAUGGGAGUUUCUCAAAGGAAGAAAGCUUCCAGGGGUUAUGGCCUUAGAUAGAGCAUACCCAUUUGAGAUCAAUUGGAAUGCUACUUACUGUGAUCCAACACAACCUUUGGUAGUAGAUAUUGGAAGCGGUAAUGGACUUUUUAUUAUGGGGAUGGCUAGAAAGAGGACAGAUUUGAAUUUUCUUGGUUUAGAGAUUAAUGAAAAGCUCACAAGGCGUUGUGUAGCUUCUGUUCAACGCUCUGGAAUAAAGAAUGGGUACUUCAUUGCAACAAAUGCAACGUCAACAUUUCGUUCCAUAGUUUCUAGUUACCCUGGAGACUUGGUUCUUGUUUCAAUACAGUGUCCAAACCCUGAUUUUAAUAAACCAGAGCAUAGAUGGCGAAUGCUGCAGAGGACAUUAGUCGAAGCAGUAGUAGAUCUUCUUACAUCUGAUGGAAAGGUUUUUCUUCAAUCUGACAUAGAAGCAGUUGCUGUCCGAAUGAGAGAACAAUUUCUGAAAUAUGGCAAGGGUAAACUUUCUGUUAUGCAUGACGAAGGAGACACCAAAUCUAGAGAAGGGUGGCUUGAGGAGAACCCAUUUGGAGUUAGGUCAGAUUGGGAACAACAUGUUAUAUAUCGUGGGGCCCCAAUGUAUAGGUUGAUGCUUUCCAAAUCAACCAAUAUUGAAUGAAGUUGCUGGAGUGUUGAUUUGUGAAAGCUGGCUAUUGUUUAGCAUUAAGCUAACUGGGACGCCCCUACCUCUAAAAAAGUACACAAAAGUGAGCAAAAGUCUGUGCAGCAAGGCUCUACUGUUUCUAACAAUUGUUUCUCCAAGCGACAUCAUCUUGAAAUAGUAGUAUACAAGUAAGAUGCUGCAUCAUAUUAAUUUUUUUUUUUUUUCAAUUCAGAUACUGAUAGCAUGCAGGAAACUGAUGGUGAGAAAUGGUGUGUUUGCUUUAUCACCACUCUUAAAAUAUCCCUUUUCAU